ACUAUAUUAUGUUCAGGUUAAUAUUUCGGAGAUCUCUAAACAAUCGCGAGCAAAAUUCCCUAUAGACAAGCAGAAAAUGGCACGAUACCUAGCACAGAUCAUCAUUUUGGGUGCCCAGCUGGUUGGCCGGGCGCUGGUAAAGACGAUGCGCCAGGAGCUGCAGGCCUUCGAGGAUGCGGCGCGCCUUCAGGAAUCGCUGAAGGCCAACGAUCCCAGCAGCAGCAGGAGUGUGGUGGCCACGGGAAUGACCCUGGCGGAGGCCCAGCAGAUUCUCAAUGUGAGUGACCUCACUGACCGCCAGGCGAUAGAUACGCACUACGAGCACUUGUUUCGUGUGAACGACAAAGGCACCGGCGGUACCUUCUACAUUCAGUCGAAAGUUUUUCGGGCCAAGGAGCGAAUCGACCAGGAACUGGAGCGGAUGGAGCUGUUGGUCAAGACCGACGCAUCACAUUCAUUCCCGCCAUCGCCAUCGGAAUCCUCGCCAUUCCAAUGCCAGAACAAAGAGCCGGGGCACAAGAGCCGAUGAUCCUUCCAAGCUGUAUUCCUGGAUUGCUCAUCUUAUUUACAAAAUCGUCUUCGAACUUCAUGUACAUGUAUUUAUUUAAAUCGUCAA
This is a messenger RNA of Drosophila mauritiana, 616 nucleotides long. RefSeq names its product mitochondrial import inner membrane translocase subunit tim16-B. Gene Ontology annotation, cellular component: TIM23 mitochondrial import inner membrane translocase complex. NCBI's taxonomy places the organism in Eukaryota, Metazoa, Arthropoda, Insecta, Diptera, Drosophilidae. The transcript has a single exon. Gene Ontology annotation, biological process: protein import into mitochondrial matrix. The record is from RefSeq and is a predicted model, not a curated record. The coding region runs from base 77 to 529 and encodes 150 amino acids.